AUGACAAUCUCAGCGAUGGGAAAGAAAAAUGUGGUUUUGGCCGUAGCAAUGUGUCUCUUUCCCUCAAGCUUCCAUGAGGUUUCUUGCCAGGUUGGCGGAAGCAGCGAAUUUGGAACGUUAGAUAGCCAAGAAUCUGAAUCUAAUGUCCAAACCUUCGAAGGGAAAGCGACAUCAUCUAUGUCUCACUCGGUUGAAGCCGAGUCUGAAGCUGCUAGUAGUUAUGAAGCGGGUCAAAGUUCGAGCAGUUUGGACAACAUCAAACGUCUAAUGGAAGGUUUUAAUAAAAAUGCUGGAUCUGAAGCUGAAUUAAUGGAUGCUUCUGAAACUGGUGCAUGGCGCUGUAUUAACCCAAACAAAGAUGGUGUUAAGGGAGACGAUUCUAUAGUUAUACCAAAAUAUGACUUAAAUGACAUUAUCAAGGAAGAAUCCAUUAAGGGCUCCUCGUCAAAAACAUCUAGUCUCAUAACAUCACUGACCGAGAUUGUUGAUAAUCAUAAGAAAGGGCGAUGGACAGAUGUAACAUCAGAGAAAGUAAAAAAGCUAAAAAUGACUCUGAAAAAGUAUGUUGGUAUAAAGGUGCGUGAUCUUGUGCAUCGUUCAGAUUACGAGGAGAUAUUAACAAUGGCUGCACUUUAUGAGGAACUAACCCGAGCUAAAAUAACGUACAUAUCGAAGCUGGCCACAUAUGGGGCUGUGAUAAGAGAAGGAUUCAAGGCCUCUCAGCGAGUGAAAACUGUACACCAACAUGUCAUAUUGCAUGAAAACAUGGCCAUAGAGAAGCAAAAAAUGGUGGACGCUGAGUUCGAGUUAGUCAAGGCUUUGGCUCAGAAAGGAGACAAUUUGGCCGUUCAAAUAUUCGCCAUGAAGAAGGCAGUGUUGAAGCUUGAGGCUGAGAAGAAACAAGUUGAGAUUGAAUUUCAGAAGAUUGUUGAGAAUUUUUCACGAAUUCUAGAGGAAUCGUCUCAAGCAUAUGAGAAGCAUCGUGUGGAUUUGCGUGAGUGGAAGGAGGUGCAAGCAUCUUAUGAAUAUUCACUUGAAACUGUUGAGAAGGCAGAUGUGGUUUGGGUUCAGUUUCUCAACACUCUUACUUAAGACAAACGUUGUCUAAUUUUCUUGUUCUCUUCUCUUUUGAUUUUCACACUUUUUAUCUUGUUUAUGUUUCAUAAUUUUCCUGUCAGUACCUUUCA
Eruca vesicaria subsp. sativa (arugula) is the source of this 1187-nucleotide messenger RNA. The record is from the annotation of a GenBank genome assembly. NCBI's taxonomy places the organism in Eukaryota, Viridiplantae, Streptophyta, Magnoliopsida, Brassicales, Brassicaceae.